Messenger RNA from Entamoeba dispar SAW760, 1050 nucleotides. RefSeq lists its product as uncharacterized. The transcript has 3 exons. Lineage: Eukaryota; Evosea; Mastigamoebida; Endamoebidae. The record is from RefSeq and is a predicted model, not a curated record. Bases 1 to 1050 code for a protein of 349 amino acids.
AUGAGCAACACAAAAGAACAAAGAAUUCAAGAUAUAUCAUUAUUAGUUAGUGAUUCAAAUUCAAAUAGAGAUUUAGUUGAAACAACAAAUAUAAAGUUAAUAGAACCAUUUUUUGAGGCAUUAUUUUCAUUAGAUGAUACAGAAUAUUGGCUAAAAGAACAAGCAGUUAUUUCAUUAAAUCGAUUAAUGAAAACACAUCGAGUUGAUAAGAAUUCAGGGGUUAUUAGAGAAAGUUCAAUGUUUUAUGGACAUCUUGAAGGGUAUAUUGAAGAAAUUAAAAAAAUAAUUACAGAAACAAAAAAAAGUGAUAAAAAAGAAGCACUUGCACAAAAAUAUAUAAUACAAAUAUGGAGUGAAGCAGUAGGAUGGAUAGUACAUUCACAUCAAUAUAAUAUUAUUAAAACACUUUAUGAAAAAGGAGUUUUAGAAGCAGUCAUUAAGAAAAUGACAUUAGAAGAAUAUAAAGAAUCAACAAUAAUAAUUAAAGCAGGAACAAGAAUAAUUAUAGAAUUAAUUUCAAUGGAAUUAAAAGAAAUUGUAAUUGGAAUAAUUGAAAAAAGUGGAAUAAUGGAAUUUAUUAAAAAAAAGAUUGAAGAAAAGAAUCAAGAAUUUAAAACAUUUUGUAAUGAAAUAAUAUUUAAAAUGCAAGAAAAUAAAGAAUAUGAAAAUAUUUUAGAAGAAGUAGGAUUAAAUAGAGAAGAUAUAAUUAAAGAAGUAAAUGAAUGUCAUGAAGAAAUAAAUAAAGUACUUAUGGAAGCAAGUGAAACUACAGGAGAAAUUGAAGAAGAAAUUGAAGAAGAAGAUUACGGAUAUGAAGAAGAAGAAGAUAAUGAAGAAAAUGAAGAAGAAGAUGAUGAUAUGACAGCACAAAUGGAAGACUUUUUUGAAGAAAUUAAAAAUAAACCAGAAAUGUUAGAAGAAAUGGAAAUAGAUUCAUCAAUUCCAGAUAUGAAAGAUGAACCAUUAAUGCCAAAAGAUUUACCAGUAUUUAGUAAAAAGUUUGAACAUUUGUAUGAUGAAAUUAAUCGUCAAGAUAAUUUGUUUGUUUAA